Canariomyces notabilis is the source of this 591-nucleotide messenger RNA. RefSeq lists its product as uncharacterized. Bases 1 to 447 code for a protein of 148 amino acids. The transcript is spliced from 3 exons. Lineage: Eukaryota; Fungi; Ascomycota; Sordariomycetes; Sordariales; Chaetomiaceae. The record is from RefSeq and is a predicted model, not a curated record.
AUGGAGGAAACCUAUGAUGUUUUACGGCCAGGGGAGCGGCAAAGGUUGAGCAUCGCUUGGUAUAUGGUGGCUAGGGAUUGCAGAGACGAUGAAAGUGCUGACGGGGAUACGGAGGCGAACUGGCCUCGGCAAAGUCGAAUGCCGUGGUCCAAGGAGGAGAGCGGAGUCGCAACGAGGGUUGAGGAAAUAGUAAAGGCACCGCCUGUCGAAGGGACCAUGGUCAUUACAGAAUGGGAUGCAGACCUGUACAUGACCAAGACCAUGGCCUUGACUUGGGAUGGGCCGUUGACCAUUGUCAAGGUGGUCAGUCCGCUGCUGUAUGUACAUUGUGAGCAGGAUAAUUAUGGUUAUCGAGGCCUUCACCAGCCUGCGAGCCAUGGAAGCUGGCACUUACCAGACGUACGUGGUAUGGAAUUACUGGUUUCAUUUUCGAGCUCUUACAAAUAGCGGCUUUAUUCCGCCGGCGUACUGCCGGUGGUCGCUCGAGGCAAAAAUACCAGGUAGCAAAUCUCGGGCAUCUGGAUCUCGACGCGGGAGGAAAUCUGGGGUGUAUGAUUGUUAGAGGCAAGCCCGAGUAUAGGCGGGUUAAGG